Molecule: messenger RNA, 234 nt
Organism: Knipowitschia caucasica
Lineage: Eukaryota; Metazoa; Chordata; Actinopteri; Gobiiformes; Gobiidae
Source: the annotation of a GenBank genome assembly
AUGACCCCUGUCCUCACCCCCUCCAUCAACCACAUGACCCCUGUCCUCACCCCCUCCAUCAACCACAUGACCCCUGUCCUCACCCCCUCCAUCAACCACAUGACCCCUGUCCUCACCCCCUCCAUCAACCACAUGACCCCUGUCCUCACCCCCUCCAUCAACCACAUGACCCCUGUCCUCACCCCCUCCAUCAACCACAUGACCCCUGUCCUCACCCCCUCCAUCAACACAUGA